Messenger RNA from Penicillium griseofulvum, 546 nucleotides. RefSeq lists its product as uncharacterized. The record is from RefSeq and is a predicted model, not a curated record. The transcript has a single exon. NCBI's taxonomy places the organism in Eukaryota, Fungi, Ascomycota, Eurotiomycetes, Eurotiales, Aspergillaceae. The coding region runs from base 1 to 546 and encodes 181 amino acids.
AUGGGCAACAAUCCCCCCCAGACAACCGAGGCCGCGAACGAUCUCAAUCCAAACGGCUUCGUCACUGACCGCGAGGUCGACGGUGAGCGACGUUCCAUCCGCCACUAUAAUGAUGGGCGAAUAUCGGGACGCGGUAGAAGUGUCGAGGCUAGCCUCCGGGCAAAGAUGAGAAACUCCAGUGGGACCGGAAGUCGAGUCAGGCCUCUUACCUCCCGCAGGGAAUCGGGCGGUCGCUCUACCCCAACCGGGUCUGGUCUAGCUGGUGCUGCUGAUAUUACUGCUGCUAUGGCUAAGCUCACUGUUGAUCAUCCCAAUAGUGCAAAGGUAAAGAAACUCAGCAAGAAGUUGAACCUCGAUGCCGACCCAGGAAUUGAGACUGUGACUCUGCGAAAGGUCACUCCUUCAUCUGUAGCUAGCGUGGUCUCCUCUAAGUGCAGUGGGAGCAGCAACGGUUCUGUCAAUGCUAGGAUAGCGGACAUUGAAAAUCGAGUAAGAAAGCACAUCAAGACACGGCUCCAGUCUAUAACGGAGGAAGAUGAAGAGUAA